Molecule: messenger RNA, 545 nt
Organism: Ambispora leptoticha
Lineage: Eukaryota; Fungi; Glomeromycota; Glomeromycetes; Archaeosporales; Ambisporaceae
Source: the annotation of a GenBank genome assembly
UUACUUUUAUCCAGAUACUUGAGACGCAACAUGAAAUUGGAUUUCACCAGGAUAAUUUUAAUAUACCGCUAUGGCGUGUGAUAUUUGUGUUUAAUAAAGGGAGGAAUGAACUGGGGGUUUUGUUUGUAUAUCAUCAUGGAAUUGGGGAUGGACAAAGCUCUUAUGCAUUACAUAAUUUAUUUUACAAAUUUUUGAAUGAAAAUUUGGAUUUAUUUGAUUCGAAUACACCCAUACCUGAUGAUCAUACACUCAGGAAAGAAGCAACAGUUCAGGUACCGAUAAUGCCACUUCCAUUUCCACUCAAUGAAAGAAUCUCACUUCAUCCUCCUCUUCAUAAAAUUGUUCCUCUUAUCGCACCACAUCUUAUUAUCCUGUCUUUUAUUAAAGUAAUUAAAGAAAAUAAAUAUUGGGCAGGAGACAUUCCUUCAAAAUCUCUGAAUAUUUUUCGUACAAAAGUAAAAAUAUUCGAGCUAACCAAAGACGAAUUUCAAAAAUUAUACGCUAAAAACGAAGGUAGCACAAUUCAAGCAGUGUUAUAUGCGGCA